Helianthus annuus (common sunflower) is the source of this 1941-nucleotide messenger RNA. Its product is annotated as probable acyl-activating enzyme 2. The transcript is spliced from 2 exons. The record is from RefSeq and is a predicted model, not a curated record. NCBI's taxonomy places the organism in Eukaryota, Viridiplantae, Streptophyta, Magnoliopsida, Asterales, Asteraceae. Bases 66 to 1856 code for a protein of 596 amino acids.
AAAAGACCAACAACCAAUAUAAUCUCUUUGUUACUCCGUCCUCAAUCCUCUCACCAUCAAUCACCAUGAACAGGAUCUUCCACAAGACAAAGCCUUGGUUCAUCCGCACGACUCAUUUCCAAACAAUUCGAACUGGUCAACAUCUGCGUCGAUACUCUCAGGUGUCUGAGCUACCUGAAGCUGCCGAUGAUUUGCGGGCGGAAUCAUGGAGAUCGGUGGAAGGACUUGUUCGAUGCUCAGCGAACUUUGUUCCUUUGUCGCCGAUUAGUUUUCUGGAGAGAGCGGCGGACGUGUACCGAGAGCGGACAUCGGUUGUUUAUAGAUCGUUAAAGUAUACAUGGGAAGAAACACAUGGAAGGUGUGUGAAGCUGGCCUCUGCACUAACUCAAUUGGGGGUUAAACGUGGUGAUGUUGUAGCGACACUGGCACCAAAUGUUCCGGCAAUGCAAGAACUGCAUUUUGCUGUUCCGAUGGCCGGAGCCAUCCUCUGCACUUUUAACACUCGCCAUGAUUCCACCAUGAUCGCAACGCUUCUAACUCACUCCGAAACUAAAAUCCUCUUUGUAGAUCAUCAGUUUCUUCACACUGCUUUGGCCGCACUCAAUCUGCUCAAGCCCCCACACACAAAACCCCCUCUCAUUGUUACCAUCACCUACGAAGGCACACCGCCGCAGUCCGAGCUGAAUACCAAUGCCUACCACCAAUACGAAAGCCUCAUUGAGGGUGGAGUUUCCGGGUUCAAUGUAGUUCGACCCACCGACGAAUGGGAUCCCAUCAGUUUAAACUAUACUUCUGGCACGACGUCGAGGCCAAAAGGGGUGGUUUACAGUCACCGUGGCGCGUAUUUGAACUCAAUCGCAACUGUUUUCAUGCAUGGAAUGGGGGCGAGAACAACGUACCUCUGGACUGUGCCUAUGUUUCAUUGCAACGGAUGGUGUGUUACAUGGGGCCUGGCGGCCAUCGGUGGUACUAACAUAUGCAUUCGGAGAUGUGAUCCGAAGGACAUAUUUGAUAACAUAGAUCUUCAUAAGGUUACGCAUAUGGGAGGUGCUCCGACGGUCUUGAACAUGAUUGUGAAUUCUCCGGUGACUGAGCGGAAACCGCUACCACACAAAGUCGAGAUUAUGACGGGUGGUGCACCACCGCCUCCGUUGAUCCUUUCGAAGAUGGAGGAGCUUGGGUUCGGUGUGUCACAUUUGUAUGGUCUCACGGAAACGUACGGUCCGGGGACAUUGUGUUUGUGGAAACCCGAAUGGGAUUCGUUGCCAACUGAAGAACGAUUGAAGCUCAAAACCCGACAAGGAGUGAGACAUCUUGGGUUGGAUUCCGUCGAUGUGAAAGAUCCGAUCACAAUGGAGAGUGUCGAAUGUGAUGGGAAAGCAAUGGGGGAAGUUAUGUUCCGGGGGAACACAGUCAUGAGCGGGUACUUGAAGGAUACAAAAGCUACCGAAGAAGCGUUUGCCGGCGGAUGGUUUCGGAGUGGUGACUUAGCGGUCAAACAUCCAGACGGGUAUAUAGAAGUUAAGGAUCGGUCAAAGGACAUUAUCAUAUCAGGAGGCGAAAACAUAAGCACGGUUGAGGUUGAAACAGUAAUCUAUAGCCACCCAGCAGUUCUCGAGGUUGCAGUGGUGGCACGACCCGACAACCACUGGGGUCAAACGCCGUGUGCGUUUGUGAAACUGAAAGACGGUUUCAGCGUUGACGGUCAGGAAAUCAUCGACUAUUGUCGCAAUCGUAUGCCGCGUUAUAUGGCCCCUAAAACCGUCAUUUUCGAAGACUUGCCGAGAACCUCGACGGGGAAGGUGCAAAAGUUUUUGUUGCGGGAGAAAGCAAAGGCUCUCGGCAGCAUAUCUUGAGGCAAAUGUAUAUUUUUAUCCAGUGUACAAGUGUAUUUUUCUUAAAUUUUUUAUUAAUAAACUCUUUAAAAUAACUUGCAAUCAA